Messenger RNA from Glycine soja, 780 nucleotides. RefSeq lists its product as uncharacterized. Bases 1 to 780 code for a protein of 259 amino acids. Lineage: Eukaryota; Viridiplantae; Streptophyta; Magnoliopsida; Fabales; Fabaceae. The transcript has a single exon. The record is from RefSeq and is a predicted model, not a curated record.
AUGUCAAUCUACUCCAAAUUUAUCAAGGAUCCGCAGACCAAGAAGGGCAAAUAUAUCAACAGUGACAACAUUAUGGUGGAUGGAAAUUGCAGUGUUGUCAUCCAGAGAAUCCUUUCACCAAAAUACAAGGAUCCAGGGAGUGUCACAAUCCCUUACUCAAUUGUUUCUAUGUCAGUUGGAAAAGCCCUUAUUGACUUAGGGGCUAGCAUUAAUUUGAUGCCUCUAUCCAUGUGCAGAAGGAUUGGAGAGCUGGAAAUCAUGCCAACAAGAAUGACAUUGCAGCUGGCAGAUCGAUCAAUCACAAGGCCAUACGGUGUAGUGGAAGACGUGUUGGUCAAAGUGCGUCAAUUUACUUUCCUUGCAGAUUUUGUGAUCAUGGACAUUGAAGAGGACGCUAAAAUCCCAUUGAUUUUAGGCUGCCCCUUCAUGUUAACAGCCAAAUAUGUGGUGGAUAUGGGGAAAGAUAAUCUUGAAAUGAGUGAGGAUGAUCAAAAGGUUACAUUUAAUCUAUUUGAAGCCAUGAAGCACCCAAGUGACCAUAAGGCCUGUUUUAAAAUAAAAAAGGUCGAACAUGAGGUAGACAUGGUAGCUAGAGCCAUGGUGCUGCAGUCCCCACUAGAAAAAGCAUUGACUAAUACUAUGGAGUGUUUGACAACAAAGGAAGAAACAAAAUUGCAGAACUGUUUGGAAGAAGUAGAGGGUUUAGAAGAAAAUCCUUCUGAAAAAGUUGUAUUUGAAGAAUUGAAGAAGGACAUUCCAGCAGAAAAGGCCAAGGGUUAG